CGAGAGAUCAUCAAAAUCCAACUAAACAGCUGCAGAAAUCAAAUCCAUCAUGUCGAUUAUUGGCAUUCAAGGCCAAAUUCUUGAGGUCACUGUUGUUGGGUGCAACAAGCUCAAAGACACCGAAUGGAUUUCAAAGCAGGACCCGUAUGUGUGCCUCGAAUAUUCUAGUGCCAAGUAUCGCACUAAAACUUGUACUGAUGGUGGUAAGAAUCCGACAUUCAACCACAAAUUUAAGUUGGAGUUAAUUGAAGGUUAUGUAGAGAUAAAAAUCAUGGUUUGGAACGAGAAUAAAGUUACUUCACACAAAUUCAUCGGCAGUGGAAGAGUUCUAUUGCAAAAGGUUCUUUCUCAGGGAUUCGACGACGACACCUGGCCUCUGCAGACUACUUCUGGGAGAUACGCAGGAGAAGUGAAACUUGUACUGCAUUAUUCUAAUUCCCUUAAACCUUCAACAACAAUAAGCUUUUCUCCAUCAGCAUUGCCAUAUGUAACACAAUCUAUACCUCAAGUCCCUCCGUUCCCUAUACCCCCACCAGCACCUGCCGCUACUUAUGCAGUUCAUUACUCAUCUUCAUGCCCCUAUUCUUCAUACCCUAAUAGUUCCUAUCCCCCCCCCACCUUACCCACCAACUUCAAAUUGUCCUCCACAAGCCUCACACUGUUAUCAUCCCCAACCAAAUCGUCCACCACCUCCACAAGCCUCACACUCUUAUCCUCCCCCACCAUACCCUCCAACAUAUGCUAACCCUCGACCACCUCCACAAGACUCAGCCUAUUAUCCUCCAGGUCCUUAUAGUGAGUAUCGUUGACCACUAUUGUGAAAUUCAAUUCACGCAAGAUUUGAGAAGAUCGAAGAGAGAAAUCAACAUGGAGACUAUGAGCCGACUUCAACCACCACCAAACUAUGAGUGAACUCAGAUGUGUUUACAUACAAUAGAAUAAUGAAAGCAUAUUAUUGUUGAAGCAAAAAAUGAAACACUUGGUAUGGGAUAGAGAAUUUACUCAUGCUCAAGAAUGCAAUCAAAAAGCAUUCUAUGUACAUACC
Molecule: messenger RNA, 1045 nt
Organism: Quercus lobata
Lineage: Eukaryota; Viridiplantae; Streptophyta; Magnoliopsida; Fagales; Fagaceae
Product: elicitor-responsive protein 1-like
Exons: 7
Coding region: 50-745 (231 amino acids)
Source: RefSeq, a predicted model, not a curated record